Messenger RNA from Monomorium pharaonis (pharaoh ant), 2355 nucleotides. Its product is annotated as protein phosphatase 1L. Lineage: Eukaryota; Metazoa; Arthropoda; Insecta; Hymenoptera; Formicidae. Gene Ontology annotation, cellular component: nucleus; cytosol. The coding region runs from base 639 to 2048 and encodes 469 amino acids. The record is from RefSeq and is a predicted model, not a curated record. Gene Ontology annotation, molecular function: cation binding; protein serine/threonine phosphatase activity. The transcript has 9 exons. Gene Ontology annotation, biological process: negative regulation of canonical NF-kappaB signal transduction; positive regulation of canonical NF-kappaB signal transduction; protein dephosphorylation.
CUUUUUACAAGCGUUGACCCGCAUGUUUUGAGACACUUUGUAUAUGGUUAAUGGUUCUAUUUUCAUGAAUGACAUGGCUCUAUCACUUACAUCAUGCUCGUGUUCACAUAGCAUUUUUAACCAUUUUAUUCAGAUUAAUAUUAAAAAUAAGCUUAAUAUUGAUUGCAAUAAUUGAUUUUUACAAGCAAUCGUCAGCAAAAGAACUCUGAAGGUUAUUAAAAUAUUAUGGACGACGACUUGGAAGAUCGAAUUUUGUAUCAGCAUAUGUAAUCAGACGUUUACCCAUGUAAGGGAUUGUUCUGCCCUUCCAUCGCAAUUCAUGAUGAUAAGCAAUCAACCAAGAAGUGCAAGACUUGUCGAAUUUUGUAAGACCAUGCCUUGGCAUGGGGCUCGCAAAAAUAUAAUGCGUAAGAAUGGUUUCUUUUCUUAGUACCGCCAUUUCCUUUUUAACAAAUUUUUUAUCAACAAUGAAUUUUUGCAGAUCCAUAAAUAUUGAUACGAUUAUGAUGAGUGACUUUUCAAUACUGUACAUUAACGCCAAAUAUCUCAGUUUUUAUCAGUUUGAUGUUACAUGAUUUUGCGCACUACGUUGGACAACGGACAGUAUUCAAUUACACGAUCAUACAUAUGUAUCACACAUGAAGCUUAUGUCCAAGUUUGCCGUAAACAUCCCUACUGGUUUAAAUACAGGGAUUAACAGUCCAUUGAGCUAUUUCUGCAGAAUUAUGCGAAUCUACGCUUUAAAACCGGAAGUGCUAAUCUGUGGUAUGAUUCUGGCUAUCAUUUUAUUUUAUAUACAAGCUGUGGAUAUCUGGAGCAGAGCGCUUCUAGGAAAAAUUCAGUAUACUCUAGGACGUACUACAUCUAAGGUGUCCACGUUGAAAUUUUUAGUUAACGAUUCAGUUAAUGUUGGAAUGAAAGUUUAUUGGGAAUUGAAACAAGAUCACAUUGCAGCAUAUGCUGUGCAGGGACACAGAGCUCGGAUGGAGGAUCGUUUUGUUGUAAACGAAGACAUAAACAACACUGGAAUUUCCGUAUUUGCAAUAUUUGACGGCCAUGGUGGUGAGUUUGCAGCUGAUUAUGCUCGUGACAAACUUAUCUCCAAUAUUAAUAAAAAAGUUAUUGAACUGAAAAAUUUACUGGCCGGCAAAGCGUCCGCUUAUCAGGAACCGAUCUUAUACGAACCGGAGAAAAAGAAAGAUGUUAAUAAAGAAGAUGAAAAUCAUUCAGAUCGAAAAAAGUCUUUUCGAAAAGUGGCAAGUACAUCUUUGACAGAUGAUUGUGUGAAGAAGAAAGCUAUUGAAGUGACUGACCCGGAAUUGCUCGAUAAACUAGACAGCAUAACGCCGAUUACGAGAGAGGUCAGACCACGUAGACCGAGUGAGAAGAAAGUAUCUAAAAUAGACGUGAUAAAUUAUAUUGAAGGAAAUAAAAUCAAUUACGGUAGAUUGCUAACGGAUGAAGUUUUAGCGGUGGAUAGAUUAUUAGUGGAAACUGCCAAGAAAAAUAUGGAUGUAGCAGGUACAACGGCAUUAAUUGCUCUUUUGGAAGAUAGUAAACUGAUCGUGGCGAAUGUUGGAGAUUCAAGAGGAGUAAUGUGUGACGAAAAGGGCAAUGCCAUUCCUUUGUCUUUUGAUCACAAGCCUCAACAAGAAAGAGAGAGAAGACGAAUAAAUAAAGCCGGUGGUUUGGUAACUUUUAACGGCGUGUGGAGAGUCGCCGGCAUAUUAGCAACUUCUCGUGCUCUAGGAGAUUAUCCUCUAAAAGAUAAAAAGUUAGUAAUCGCUGAUCCAGAUAUUCUGACAUUCGAUUUGAACGAUCACAACCCCAUGUUUAUAAUAUUGGCAUCCGACGGCUUGUGGGACACAUUUUCGAACGAAGAGGCCGUAGCCUUCAUCAAAGAGCAUAUCAAUGAACCACAUUUUGGUGCGAAAAGCAUCGCGUUACAGAGUUUCUACAGAGGAUCCGCGGACAAUAUCACCGUCGUCGUGAUCAACUUGAAGGAUCGCAAGUUCAGUAUACCGGAAGCCAGGAGGAAUCAGUUAUGAUCUUAAAAACAAAAUUCAUUGUUCGUUGUGAAGUUCCGAAAGUCUAGUCAGAAAAUGAUGUAACUUGAUGCAAUAUAAGUAAUAAUUUAUUGCCAAAAAAUGCAUGAAUGUUUCUUCGUAUUUAUAAUCUCCGUUGACACUAAAAUUAUUUAUAGAAUAAAAUAUUACUGAAAAUGAGAUAUUAUUUCUAGCUUCAGUUUAUGAUUACUUCAGUUUUAAAUUCGAUAAACCAUAUUAGCAUGCAGUCUGUAUAAUGUUGAUGUUAUUUCUCAUAACAAGGAAAUAAUAAAAAUAUGUAGCAGUUUUA